GUCGCGUCCUGCUCGUCGGCUGCUGCCUGCUUUCGCAUCGCCAGCUCGUAUCGCUCUUUCAGACCUGACGACACCAAACAACCAUGAUAAGCGAACAAGGGAGUUUCUUCAUGUUUACCGGAUGGCUGACCGACGGUGCGUGAGGGUGAUGUAUAGAUUUCGAAUGCGAACGCUUGUUGGCCGGUGGGUCGAGCUUGUCGUAGACGAAGUCGAGGGAUGUGCCCGGGCAUGGGUACCCCACCUGCACGGCCGCACACGUGCAGUGCUUCGCGUCGAGCGCUCUGCAGGCCACAUGCACAUACUGGAUACAGAUUAGGGCCUCUUGUGUGAGUGUCACCCACACAUACCUGAGUAUUUUGCUCAUGCGUUGUGCGUUUCUCGGCGCCUCCUUCUGCUCGUAUGCCCACGGCUGAUACAUGCCGAACGUCCAUGAGUGGAUUGUCACGAACGUCGUCGUCUGAGGUGGAAAGGGAGCAAAUGAUGUCUCUCCUAAGCCUGCCUCACUCUCACCUUGACUUCUUUGACGAGGUUGAGGAAGAUAGCUGUCUCUGGCUCGGAGAAGGGCUUGGCACCGGGAUUCGUGUCGAGGCCCAGGUUUGACUCAGGCUGACACAUAAAGCGACAGGUGAGGUUGUAUGGUCAGCCAUUCUUUCCAUCCUCUCUCAUACCGUCCAGUGAUCGUCCCAGUUGCGGUUCAAGUCGACUCCUACACACGUCAACCACAGACACACGGAGACACAGAUCGGUGAAUACGAUAUACGGUCGCAGCCUCACCGUGUUCGUUGACCCUCACGCAGUAGUCGCCGUUCUCGACUCGCCGGCGGGACUGAGGAUUACCAUUUACAACUAUCGAAAACAU
Molecule: messenger RNA, 859 nt
Organism: Vitrella brassicaformis
Lineage: Eukaryota; Vitrellaceae
Source: the annotation of a GenBank genome assembly